This is a messenger RNA of Meloidogyne enterolobii, 350 nucleotides long. The record is from the annotation of a GenBank genome assembly. Lineage: Eukaryota; Metazoa; Nematoda; Chromadorea; Rhabditida; Meloidogynidae.
AAAUUUUUUCAGAGAAAAUGCCUUCUUUAAAAAUUAUUUUCAUUGUAUUUUUAUUUUAUUUAAAAAUUCUAAAAAUUUCUGGAUUUAUGGUUUUAGUAAAAAUAGAUUGGGAAGGAAAAGAAGAAUGUAGAAAAGGUCAAAAUAAUCGUUUUGAGUUGGAAUUAAAUCAUAAAAAUAUGAAACAAAAAAAGUGGACAAAUAAUUAUGAUUUGGUAUUAUUUCAUGAAGGAAAGGAGGAAAAUUAUUUUUAUAAAAAUUGGAAAAUUGAAUCGAAAAAUAUUUUUGAAUUAAAUAUUUUUAUUAAUGUUCCCCGCAUUGAAAAUGAAAAGGUUUUUUAUGUGUUUAUUUAG